Molecule: messenger RNA, 7028 nt
Organism: Sardina pilchardus (European sardine)
Lineage: Eukaryota; Metazoa; Chordata; Actinopteri; Clupeiformes; Clupeidae
Gene: mcm3ap
Product: minichromosome maintenance complex component 3 associated protein
Exons: 29
Coding region: 237-6653 (2138 amino acids)
Biological process (GO): mRNA export from nucleus
Cellular component (GO): nucleus; cytoplasm; transcription export complex 2
Molecular function (GO): RNA binding
Source: RefSeq, a predicted model, not a curated record
AAAACAGGACGGACAGGAACCGGAAAUAUUACAGUCCUGUUUUCAUCUGAGUUGGUUGAGUCCGCGUACAUUUUUGGAGCGUAUGGAAGGAAAUCAGUGAAAAUGGGUUCUUUUGGUACAUCUGUCAGUUGAAGUUUAAUAUCUGUGCCUGAAGCCGGGGUGUUUCUCACUCCUGGCGUUUCUGCUGCUCCAGAGUAAAGUAAGAGAAGGAAGUUUGCCCCUUUCCUACUCUGACAAUGAAUCCAUCCAAUUUUUUUGGUAGUCAACAGGGUGCCUUUCAGGCCCCAAAUAAUGCGAACCGUAGCGGGAGUAUUUUUCAGUCCUUUGCACAGCAAAACACACUUAACACCCCACAGAACGUGAGCUUUGGACAGACAUCAACAUUUGGUCAAUCAUCCACAUUUAAUCAGCCACCAGCCUACAGCCAGACCACCGGACAGACUUCUGUGUUUGGACAGACCGCAGCAUUUGGUCAGACUCCUUCAUUUGGUCAGAGUGGAGGUCUGGUUCAGAGCGCUGGACAGACUCCAGCCUUUGGACAGACCUCUCAGACACAAGCCUCUACUACAGGGUUUGGUGCUCCAUCUUUUCCACAGUCAACUGGACAGACUCAGGGGUUGAUGUUUGGAGGGACCUCUGCGUUUGGAGGGAACCCCCCGUUUGGGCAAACAAGCGGAUUUGGUCAGCAGACACCUGGAUUUGGCCUCCAGACGGGGAUCUCACAGCCACAGGGAGCACCAGUCUCCUCUGGGGCCUCUGGUGGAGCUCAGCCCAUGAGCUUUGGCAUGCAGUCUGCCUUCUCACAACCCACAGCGGCACCCACUACCUCCUUGAAUGCGCAAAAUGUCCCGAAUGUUGCCCCGAAAAGUGGCUUUGGCAUAUCUGAAUUCAGCUUCAAACCAUCCAACGAGGCUGUCUUUAAGCCCAUCUUCAGUGCGAGCCCAGAGCCCACUAACUCUCAGACUUCCUCUGAACCCUUCGGGACCACCAAGUCUGCUCCAACCAGCAUGGACAGCAGUGGACCAGCAAGCACUGGGUUCUCUCUUCCUGCAGUCCAGAGUCUUCAGACAGGAGGGGGGCUGGGCUUCAGCUUUUCCCAGCCAGCCGCAGCGCCGUCCAUCGCUGGCCCGGCUGCAGGGGCCCCUCAGAGGGAGGCCCUCCCGGCCAGCACCAGCUCUGUGACGGGUCCACAGUUCACCUUCUCUCAGCCUGCGGUCCCAUCAAGCAGUAGCACCAGUGUGACCCAGUCGACAGCCGUGCCAAGCAGCCCAUCCUCCUUCACCUUCUCUGCCAAAGUGCUCCAGGGACAUGGGGAGUUGGAAAAGUUUUCCUUCGGAACAGCCAGACAGUCGGCUUUUGGCGACCCUAAGGUGAAGCCUGACGUCACGGCGGACUCUGAGAUGAGCCGCGGGAAUGAGGGACACUCGGGGGAAAGCACAUUUGGCAACUUCGGAAAGGGAACCAAGCGAAAGGAGGAGACCGACGACCUUACUGCUGCUCAAGGGAAGACCGCCAAGGUGGAGGUGGAUGUUCUAGGAUCAGCAGGUGCUUCAAGGCAGCCGUCAAAACGGCCUCUCCAGCGGAACCGAGCAUUAGCCGGAGGAGGGCUCUUUGGGAACGCCAUGCGUGGUGUUCUGAAGUCGUCUGUUAAUCCUGUCAAGAGGGAUCCUCCGAAAGAGGACGAUCAACCCCCAGAGUGGGGACAAACUCAGAGGCCUGACCCCCCUGCCCCCUUCCCCCAAACGGGCAGCAUAUCAGCUCCUCCACCUAGAUCCCAAGCUCCAACUCGGGAAGUUCUUGAAAAGGCAGAAGAAAUGGGUUCACUUGAGGCGUUGGAGCCGGAGGCUUCAACCCCUGAACCUGCGAAGCGUCGCCAACGGCAGGAGAGUUCAGACAGUCUAGGGGGGCUCUCUCCCUCUGACCUGACAGUCCUGCAGUGCAAGGGUGUCCCUCCCAAUUUAAACAGGAAAGAUGUCAUCGAAAAGCACUUCAACCGCUUUGGGAAAGUGCGCAGAGUGUUCUGCAGACCUCAGAAGAAUCUGGCCAUUGUGCACUUCCAGGACCAUGCAUCGGCAGCAAAAGCCAAGAAAAAGGGCAAAUCACUACAUGGAAAUGAUCUGACCUUAUUCUGGCAGCGAAAGAAGCAAAGUCCAGCAGGGAAGGACGCGGCGUCCUUGGAGAGCGAGGACGCUGCUGGGGACAACCCGUUCAGCGGGGGCUCCGCUUUUUCAGCCUCGCCGCUCAGAAGGCCGCUGCCAAGGUCAAGUGCUGUUGCUACAAGCAAAGGGUCUCCGCUGAAGAAGAGUGUGAUAGCCAAAUCUCUGUUUGAGAGUGAGCCACAGCAGGAACCUGCUUCUGAGGGCCAGAGCUCUGACCGGUCGGUGAGCAGCCUGCCUUCCUCGCUCUUGCCCCUCGUUGGCCAGCUGGCAGAGACAGCGGAGGAGAAAUACCGCCUCCUUGAGCAGAGAGACAAGCUCCUCCGACAAGGUCGCCCCAAGAGAACAGACCUGGAUAUGUCCAAGGUGUUUGUGGGGACGUGUCCCGACAUGUGUCCGGAGAAGGAGCGCCACAUGAGGGAGACCCGCAACCAGCUCAGCUCCUUUGAGGUGGAGCCAGAAACCGAGAAGGUGGACCACUGUGCAGCCAUCAAAGAGUACAGCAGGUCGUCGGCUGACCAGGAAGAACCUCUCCCCCAUGAGCUGCGACCACUUCCUGUUCUCAGCAUGACCAUGGACUACCUGGUGACGCAGAUCAUGGACCAGGGCGAGGGCAACUAUGGGGACUGGUACGACUUUGUGUGGAAUCGAACCAGAGGAAUUCGUAAGGACAUCACCCAGCAGCACCUGUGUGACCCGGAGACCGUGUCCCUGAUCGAGAAGUGCACGCGCUUCCACAUCCACUGUGCCCACCACCUCUGCCAGGAGCCCAUGAUGUCCUUCGAUGCCAAGAUCAACAACGAGAACAUGACCAAGUGCCUGCAGAGCCUGAAGGAGAUGUACCAGGACCUGGCCACGCGCAGUGUCUACUGCCCCCACGAGGCCGAGUUCCGCCAGUACAAUGUCCUGCUCAAGAUGAACGACGGAGACACCCUCCGAGAGGUGCAACAGUUCCGUGAGGAGGUGCGGAAUUCCCCAGAGGUGAAGUUUGCGGUGCAGGCCUUCUCAGCUCUCAACAGCAAUAACUUUGUCAGGUUCUUCAAGCUGGUGAAGCGUGCCUCGUAUUUGGCGAGCUGCUUAUUGCACAGAUAUUUCAGUCAGGUUAGAGGAGAGGCUUUGAGAGCCCUCAACGUGGCUUACACCAGUGGGUCACAGAGGCCCACAGCUUUCCCUAUCGAGAACCUGGUUAGAAUGUUGAUGUUCCGCAAUGUAGAUGAAGCUUCAAGCUUCAUCCAGCACUAUGGCCUUGCCAUGAACGAAAGUAUGGUGGAGCUCAGUCGCACAACCUAUCAGGAACCGGAGCUAUCGUGGCCUCAACGGAAGUCGCUGGACAUUGAGAAGAAGAGGACAGUGCUGAUUGGUCAGGUGGUGAAUGGCGGACCCCUGCCCAAUCCGCCCCAGCACACGCCCGUCUGCAGCUUCGACUCCCAGAACAAGUUCAGAGGGGAGGCCCUGGCAGCAGAGCCAGCGCCCUCUGGUGUUCGAGUUCCGCUCUUCAAGCUGGAGCAGAAGCCUGUUCUGGAGUCGGAGCCCAAGCCCCUGCUGAAGCCCAGGCAGCUGGUGGAGCCCCGGCCUCAGGUUUCGGAGGAGUCGGUCCAGCCUGACCGCGGUGACGCAGCGGGGCAGCCGAGCCAACCAGCGGCCCUGUCUGCACCAGCCCCGGACCUCCAAAGCCUCUUCCAGCCCAUAGAGCAGCCGCAGCCCGACAGGCCUCCAUCCCCACCCCCCAAGCCAGAGGUCAUCUACUCAGAUCUGGACAUCAUGGCGGAGGUGGAGUCGGUGGUGGAUGAAGUGCUGCUGGCUGAGGUGGCAGGGGUGGCCAACUCUGCGUCAGAGUAUGUCUCCUCAGCCCUCAGUGUGAGCGACGUCCAGUUGGAGGCGAUGAUGAGCGAGGUGGUGCAGGAGAUGCUGCGGGACGUCUCUGCGUCCGAGAUCAACGCUGAGAAGGAGCGCAUCGCCGAGGAGAAACGCAAGCUGGAGGAGGCCAGACGGAAGCAGGAGCACGAGGCUCUCCUGGACCGUUACAGCGCUGACCUCUGCCAUGAGAUCACAGAGGAAGUGCUUAUUGAGUGCGUGAAGGAGACCGCCACUUCAGAAAUUCAGUUGUCUCAGGAGGAGAAGGCGGCGUCUGUGGCCCGCAGCUCCCAGGCCGUGUGUGAGCUCCUGGUGGAGGAGACGCUGGAGCUGGAGCUCUGCAAGCUGGCACAGGAGAUCCUGGACGCCGAGCUGCAGCGCAUUCGCAAGUUCAUUAAGAAGUGGCGUGAUGUGGUGGCAGUGCGCCGGCAGCUGAAGAGGCAGAUGCGAGGUUUCCCAGCAGCCCCGUGCUGUGUGGACCCCCGCUUCAAGCUCAAGGCCCUGGCCCCCAGUGCUCCCCUCACCCCCUCUCUGGAGGGCCUGGCCAAGGGGCUGGUCCACCUGGGCAACGCCGGGAACAUGGCAGUGUCCUGCACAAGGCUGCUGAAGUUUAGGAGGGAGGCCCUUCACCAGAUGAGGGUGCACUUCUUCUACAGUCAGCUCCUCAGCGAAUGUGUCUGGACUCCUCUGGACUUGCCCACGCUGGUGGCCGGGAACAUCCCAAACCCACCGGACAGAAUAUUCUGGAAGGCCAUGCUGAUGCUGCCCAGCAGUCACGAGAGUGAUGCCAGCCUCACUAACAGCAUCCUGACGGACUGGUUGGAGGCGAAGUUCAGUGGAGGAGACGAGCAGGUGGACAGUAGUGACCUGGCCCCAGCUGGGGCUCUGCAGACCCUCACCAUCACUAAUGGGCUCAGGGAGCUGGAGCAGAGGACACACAAAGUGCACGUCUGCAUCAAGGUGAGCCGCGGGCCCCUGGGGGAGGAUGCCCAGUGCCAGCUGGAGGAGGGCAAGGAGCUGCUGGGCACCAACGCCCUGCUGAUGCUGCUGCCGCCCACCCUGGGCGCUGGACGUCAGGGGGGGCAGGAGGGAGAGGAGGAGGAGGAAGAUGUGUCCAUGCUCUCAGCCCUGCUCCAGCUCAAGCAGGUGCAGCAGGCCAGCAGCUGGCACGCCCCCAUGCCCCUGGCUGUGGUGGUGCCCGGGCAUCUGGAUGAAGCCGUUAGCGACCAGAAGCUGGAGGAAGACCUCAUGCUGAAGGCAUUAGUGGAUGAUGGAGUCAUCUCGGAGUAUAUAUUCAUUCGCAUCCCAGAAACCACCAAUGACAUGCAGGGAACUGAGCAGGUCAGCCAGGCGGUGACGUGGUUGGUGUCCCACUCCUCGGCCGCCUCCCCGCUCACCUCUCAGACGCUGGUGGACUUUGUGGAGGCGGGCCUGUGCCACGAGUUCAGCUCCAGGCUCUACCGGGACAAGCAGGAUCGGGCGCGGGCGGGGCUGCCCUGCCAGGACCCGGCCCCCGUCAUCGAGCUCUACAACAGCGUGCUGGUCUUCCUGGCCGGCCUGGUCUCCGCGGACCAGCUGUCCAGUCUGUCCUGGCCCCCCGCCGAGUUCUCUCUGCCGGAGACCCGAGACCUGCUGCCCCACCUGGACUGGAACAGCCCAGCACACCUGGCCUGGCUGAAGAGGGCCAUCCUCAGCCUGCAGCUCCCCGAGUGGGACCUGCCCCCAGUGACUGCCUCCUGGCCUCGCCUGUGCUCCUCCAUCUUCCAGUACGUGUCUCAGAUCCCCUCCUCCCGCCACAGCCAGCCCCUGCUCAUGUCCCGGCUGGAGAACCUCUUGGUGCGGGUGCGCUCCCAGAGCCCCGGGGAAGAGGAGGAGGACGAGGAGGAUCUGAAGGCGGGCCCCUCCUUCCAACACGUGCCCUGGGACGAGAUCAUCGCUCUCUGCAUUGACCACCGGCUGAAAGACUGGCGACCCCCAGAAUGCCCCGUGGCAGAAGAUGCCAUAACGGCUGAUGGCCAGAUCCUGGUGUACUUCCAGAGGGAGGGCCUGAGUCACUUUGCGCCUCCGGACAGCUGGGGGGCGGCUGUGAAGCGCACACACCAGGAGAAGCAGCAGGAGUUGCACCAGUCCAAAGCCAGCUCCAGACAGAGCUUCGCCCCUCCGGUGCACGUGCUGAGACAGCAGCUGUUCCAGAGUGUGAUGGAGGUGCAGGAGACGCCCCCUGAGCUGGACCUCACGCACACGCCCUCCGCCCGGGACCUGCUGCCCCAGCGCCUGCUGUCCGGCAUCGAGCAGGAGAAGGCCCACAGCCAGAGGUUUGAGGAGCAGCUGAGGCGCUGGCUGGACGGGGACUCGCUGGACACGCCCUCGCUGCCCCUGUUCGUCCCCUCCACCCUGCUGACGCUGCCGGAGCUCAUGACCCACACCAGGGGACCCCCCGCAGCCACCGCCACGGCCCUGUCUGCCUCACUCACACAGGCGCCUGACGCUGAUGAUCCAGAGAAGUCUGGUGGUGACCGGCUCAAGAGACUGUCCAUCGCUCAACGCAUUCAGGAUCUGAAUCGGACGAUCGCCGCCAGUCGAGAGGAGGAACUUGCCUUUGGACUUACCCUCAGUAGCCUCUUGGACAUUGUGGAGGACUGAGGAGAGACUUAAACCUAUUUCCUUCACUGUUUACAAAUGAUACCUUGGAAACGCCUUGAUAGCACAUUGAAUGAGGUUCAUUCUUACUUCAGUUGUAUAUUCAGUUUGAUCAAUGUUACCAAAAUAGAACUUCUUAAGUUUUUACUAUUACAGUUUUGUUUGUUUGUUUGUUUGUUUUAGCAGAUGUUGCUUUUCAUCAUCAUGAGAGUUUGAAUGAUUAGAAGCUCCUGGAUGGGGGUUGAAUGAUAUUUUAAAUAUACUUUGCGUUCAGAAGUCGUGUGAAAAUCGUCAAAUUGCUUUCAAUGUGUUCAUUUGUUUCAUUUCUUUGUAUGUAAGUGUUUUUGUCAGCGAAAUAAAGAGUAUUUUUUAGUAUAA